Molecule: messenger RNA, 3252 nt
Organism: Aaosphaeria arxii CBS 175.79
Lineage: Eukaryota; Fungi; Ascomycota; Dothideomycetes; Pleosporales
Exons: 4
Coding region: 300-3032 (910 amino acids)
Biological process (GO): regulation of DNA-templated transcription; DNA-templated transcription
Molecular function (GO): zinc ion binding; DNA-binding transcription factor activity, RNA polymerase II-specific; DNA binding
Source: RefSeq, a predicted model, not a curated record
CAUCGUCUUCCUUUUCCCUCUUCCUCAUUUUCCUAUUUCCUUCUAUGCAGCCCUGCCAGACCAUCGGGGGUUAUUCUUUGAUACACCUCCGACACCUCGACGACAUCGACAGGGAUCAUCAUUAAAGUUUCCCUUCCUCCCCCUCUGCUCGUACGAAAUUCUUAUCAAUCAACCCAAACCCUUCCGCCCCUCUCGAGUGUGCGCGCGCAUACUCCACAAACACACACGGUCACGAUCCCCAAUCGUGCGUGUCUUCGUUUCCCAACUCACAACGCCCGUUCCGUUCCCACUCUGCCGCAAUGACAGAAGAAAAAGUCCUCCACUCCGCCGGCAACCCCAACCACGACCGCGUCCAGAAGCCCAACGGCAGCAUCAGCGGCGCUAGCACCGGCUUAAAUCCGCGCUCUUGCGUCACCUGCAGGCGAAGGAAGGUAAAGUGCGACAAGAAGCAGCCGUGCUCCAAUUGCGCCCGCGCGAAGAUCGAAUGCGUGUUCCCCGGCCCCGGGCGCGCACCCAGGAAGAGCAGGAAGCCGCAGGAUGGGGAGCUCAUGGAGAGGCUGCGCCGGCUGGAGGGCGUCGUGCAGAGCUUGAAUGCGCAGGUCGAGGAGCACGAGCAGGAGGCUGCGGAGAGGGAGAAGCAGACUAGUUCGAGUGACUGUCCGUAUACGAGUAAUAAGGCGGGGAGUCCCAGUGUCGCGGUUGACAAUAGUGUCGAGGGGCUCGAGAGUCGGUUUGGGAGGUUGGUCGUGGACCAGGGUAGGAGUCGAUAUAUCAAUAACAGCUUCUGGGCGAGCUUGAAUAAUGAGGUCGAGGAUCUCAAAUCCAUUCUGAUCGUCAAUUCGGACGAUGAAGAUAAUAACGAACAAGACAGUCCUGACACAAACUCGUCUUCGCAACAUCAAGGCUUCGUCUUUGGUUACAGCUCUAACAGUGUAGACAUGUAUCCACUGCAUCCCAAGCCCGAACUAGCCCGCGAAUUCUGGGAAAUCUACAAAGAGAAUGUUGAUCCGUUGGUCAAAGUCCUACACAUUCCUUCCUUUGAGCCCGUCCUCUUCGACGCCUUUACACAUCUAGAUAAACUACCAAAGGGCCUCGAAACCCUACUAUUCGCUAUAUACUACGGCGCAGUGACGAGUAUACUGCCCCAGGAGUGCCAAGAACGAUGGGGAGAGACCCGUGACGUCUUGUUGAGCAGGUAUCGAUUCGGACUAGAGCAGGCGCUUGCCCGAGCCAACUUCCUCUACUGCGAUGAGAUGGUCAUUUUGCAGGCUUUCGUCGUUUUCCUGAUCCUGCUGAGGAGAAACGACGACGCAAGAAAGAUCUGGACGUUGACUGGAUUGGCUGUGCGGAUUGCGCAGACGCUAGGUAUACACAGAGAUGGCAGCCACUUCAGCCUGAAGCCGUUUGAAAUUGAAAUGCGCAGGAGACUGUGGUGGCAGGUUUGCAUUCUUGAUGCCAGAGCAUCCGAAGACCAUGGCUGUGACCCGACCAUUGUUGAGGCACAGUUUGACACCAAGAUGCCUCUCAACGUAAAUGACACCGACCUUGAUCCCAACAUGCAAAAGUUCCCCGAGGAACGCAUCGGCUUCACGGACAUGACAUUCUGUCUCAUCCGAUUCGAGGUGGCCAACAUCUUCCGUCGCAUUCUCUACAUCCCUCCCGGCCCAAAUAGAUGCAACGAAUUCUUCGUCAACCUUACGAUUCCCGAAAAGGAGAAAUGGAUCAGUGAUUGCCACCAACGCCUCGAAGACAAGUACCUCAAGAACUGCGACAUGUCUAUACCCCUAUUCUGGGUCACUGCAACGAUUUCACGAUUGGUAAUGAGUAAGAUGUGGCUGAUUGUCUAUCAUCCUCAUCAACGAAGGGACGGUGGCGCCUCACUUCCCCAGGAAACCAAGGAUAAGCUUUUCAUCACGUCUUUGGAGAACAUCGAAUAUUCCAUUUUGCUCGAGACAGAAGCGCGGACGAUGAAAUGGGGAUGGCUCUUCCGUACAUACGUUCAAUGGCACGCCAUCGCCUUCCUCCUCUCCGAGCUCUGCGUCCGUACGAAAGGCGAAGCUGUAGAGCGUGCAUGGAGAGCACUCGAGGCGACUGCCGGCCGGUGGUGGUUCCCCCUUGGAGACUCCAGUUCCUUCCGAAAGGGCGAGCAAGGAUGCCUGUGGAAGCCACUCCGAAAGCUCUUGGCUAAGGCUAGGGCUGCCAGGGAGCGUGAGCUUGCGCUCGAACGUGCAAGUCUGGUGCUGAAGGGGGGAGGUGUUGCUUACCGUGACGUCCCCGCCCUACUCGAACAAACACCAGAAACUGCAUCCUUGGACCAGCCCAGCUCAGAGAACAUUGACAAGAUGCUACGACCGUCCGCACCACGGCUAGGUGAAAUGCCAGAUGCAAACCCACCCAGCUGGGCCGGAAGCCCAGUGUCGCCUACCAUGCAGUCCCCAAUAGACGGACUCAAUGACUCGAAUCCAGCAACAAACGGACGCGCACCUCACCAGGACAACAUCUUCAGUCAGCUUGACUACGGCCUGGACCACGUCAUUCGCGAUGUUAUGGACGGACUGAACUAUGAUGACAACGGAAUGUUCGCAUCCUCCGCCAUCGACAUCCAAGAAAUGAACAAAUACAGACCAUCCCUACAGCAAGUAAACCAACGCCAACCACAUCAACAACAACUCACCCAAUCUCCCGCCCAACUACUCCACCAAAGCCUCCCAGCCUCCACCACGACCUCACCCCAAAUGCCACAUCUAAACGGCACCGGCCUCUCAGGCUUUCCCCAAGUACAACCACAACAGCAACAAGCGCCAGGACCUUCCAUCUUUGACUUCAACGACUCGCCACAAUUCGGCGGUAGUGGCGGUGGCAUGAGCAACUCGAGCGGGCCAACAUCCGACUCUCCAGUGCUGGAGAACGCGAGCGGAGGCAUGGAUUGGGCCGGCUGGGACGACCUCGUGCGCGACUACGGCAUGGAUGGUGUGCAGGGUCAAAUGACUGCGAAUGGCGCUGGUCAUUUAGGGAUGGUGAACUGGUUUUAAGAUACCUUGUUUCUCUUUUACAUCAACAUCAACAUCAACGCAUCAAAUUUCAUGGUUCGUAACGAUGAUAGACAAACCUACGAUUCGACAUUCAUUGGGCUACGCGGAUCUCGGAAUCAGUAUUUGGUUUCUCAAAGUCACGUCUCUAUAGGAAAAUUGCGAAAUGGCCAUCGCAUACUUCCAAUUGCUUCUUCAUCCAUUCAGCAAAAGGCCUCCGGCG